UUCCGCCAUCCGCCGCCCUCCGUGCUGGACCGAACCAGGCGGGGAAGGCGGCUGGACAUAGGAGGUCCCUCAGGGAGCCGGGCCCUGUGUCUCGGAGGGCUUUCCAGGCGAUGACCGGCCCAGGGAAACGCCCCGCGCCCCCGCCCUCCGGGGCCGAAGCUUCUGGGUGGUCUUCAGGGCGGCCCCAGGCAGACCGGGUUGCAGUAGUCAAGCCGCGAGGCAUGAUAAUCUAGUCGUGAGGUGACUGGUAGGAGGGACUGCCUGAUGGCCUCCCGAUCCAGGAAAGGGCGGCGUCCAGGUAUCUUUUGUGGCCAAAGAUAUACUUGAGCUAUCUGCUAAGCUAUUAUUGUUGGGUUCAGUGUGGACCCACUUGGUUCGGAUGUGUACUUUACUAACUCCUUUCAGCUAAAUUUGACAUCAAAAUAACAAUUGUAUUUAUAUUUAUUAAAUUUAUAUGCUGCCCAACUCCCAGCAGCUCUGGGUGGUUUACAAAAAGUAAAAAUAAGAAAACAACCUACAAAAGAGCAAAAAUGGCAAAGAUAACUAACCCCAAUAGAACAAGGAAAAGAAGAAAAGGGGCAUCAAUCCCACCCUCCAAUGGCCUGGGUGAAGAGCUGGGUCUUCAGGGCCCUUUGAAACACCAGUGGUGGGGGCUGUUUGAAUCUCAGGGGGAGCCACAUGCCAGAGGGCAGGUGCUGCUACAAAGGAGGUGCACUUUUGAGGUCUCAAAAGAUGGCAUUGUUUAAUCAAAGGAACCCGGAAGGUGCCAAUCCUGCCAGAUUGGCUCAACUGGGCAGAUACGUAUGUGUAUUAUUGUGUGUAUCAGAUAUCAUAUGUUACAUUUCCAAACAGUAUUGGUUUGGUUUCUUUAUGCCUGAACAACUUUUGAGGUAUUAGUUUGUAGAACUCAGAAUAUUUCUGUAGAAUUGAUUUUUAUAGUAUUGAGAUAAAAUAUCUCAGCAAUUUUACCACCAGUAUAUGUAAUUUUAUAUGCACAGCCUGAAUGUAGGUUAAAUGUAAGAUCCUCAUGGCUUGAAUGGAAUUGACUCUUGUAGCUUUUAUGACAGAUAGACAUGCUGCUUUGAUGUUACAUGAGUUCUAAGAGGAUUAAGGUUUUUUUCACUGCAUUGUAUCAUGGAAACUAAACUAGCUGGAAGAAUAGAAUUGUACACUGAGAACAUCUAAUGAUUUACUGGCAUUGUUUGGCAUUUUAUAUAUUUACUGAGUUUCAAGAAAUGAAAAUUUCUUGACAAACAUUUUGACAGGUUUGGAUUAGUGAUAAUUAGUUGGUUAGAAAAGGGAUGUUGGAGGGCUUUGGAAGUGGUUUCUUUCUGCUGUCUCAUCCCUUUUUUUCAGAUGAGUUUCCUCUGCUUCCUGGCACAGCCGUGCUGAAUCUUCCAGUGCUCUGGAGUCUUGCUGUGCACUCACACGAUAGCAGAGAGAAUCACUACUCUCUAAGAGGCACACAAGAAAGCGCCAUGGAGCCUUGAGAAAAACCUGUUCAGGUUUACUGCAUCUUAACAGAAUGAAAAGGACAAAGUGCUUUGUUUUAUUUGUUAACAUUAGACAUUUUACAGAAUAACAGUGGUUUUAUUUACAGUUCCAGGUUCAAGCAUGGAGAAAAAGGAAAAGCCUCUUCCUAGGCUUAACAUUCAUUCUGCAUUCUGGAUAUUGGCAUCGAUAGCUCUUACAUACUACAUUGAAUUUUUUAAAACUGUUAAGGAAAUUAUUCAAAAAGAAAGUGGAUGGUUUGUCCUUGGCAGCUGUUUAUUAGUUGUCAGUCUGUCGGUGGCCUUUUUCUGCAUCAUAUACCUUGAAUGGUAUCAUGGAAUUGCAGACUAUGAAACUAGCUAUCCUACUCUCAUUCCCAUCACAACUGCUAGCUUUAUUGCUGCAGCAGUUUGUUUUAACAUUUCCUUGUGGCCGGUGUGGUCAUUUCUUACGCCUCUGGUGCUCUUCAUCCAGUUUAUGGGUAUAGUCAUGCUUGUGUCCCUCUUGGGCUAAAUCUUGCAUGGUUCUUCCAACUCUUGAUGUCAGAGUGAAUGGUCUGUAAUUCCCUGGAUUUGAUGAUUUUUCCCAGUUUGAAGUUUGGGGCAACACUUACUCUCUGCCACUUCAAUUUCAGAUAUAAGGGAUCAGCUAGACCAUCAUCAAGUUCCUUCAGUACCAUAGCUCAUCUGGCCCUGGAGAUUUAACUUACAAAGUACAUAGAAAUUCCCUGGCUAUGUUUCCGUCAUUUUCAAAUUUUACUCUUGCUCCUCAUUCUGUCCUUCACAAUUUCUUGCUGAGCAAAACUGAAGGACUUGCAUUCUAAAAAAGAUAACAAAAAACCUUGUUGAAACAAAAUACCAUUCAUUUGUUUGUAGGCUGAACUGCCAGCUGGCAGGAUUUGAAGAUCAAACCUGCAGAAGUAAUAAAAUUUGGACAGUCUAAAAUUUUAUCUUAGAUUUGAGCAAAGCAGUUGGACUAAAAUAUGGCUGUGGAAUUAAGUAGCACACUGUCAUAUUCUGUGAACUCUUUUUAAAAGUUUCAAGAUACUUAAAUCAGUACUGAUUGUACGCUGACAUUGAAACAGCAUUAUUGCAUUUGAAUUGAAGAAUUUAAAUUCUUCAUCUACAUGUUUUAUACAGAAUAGUGAACAUAUUUAGUAGGGACUAAGAUAGUCAGAAUGCUUGAAUCUCAUCUCUGCCAAAAAUGUAUUAGGUGACCUUAUUUAAAUCAAA
Molecule: messenger RNA, 2723 nt
Organism: Python bivittatus (Burmese python)
Lineage: Eukaryota; Metazoa; Chordata; Lepidosauria; Squamata; Pythonidae
Source: RefSeq, a predicted model, not a curated record